GCGAAGGGUAAAAUAGUAACCCCAACACUUAAACCCUAGUACAUUAAACACUUGUACCCUGCGCCGUCUUCUCCAAGCUCUCUCACCCUCGUCUGAAACUCCAGCCUCCAGAAACCAUGGCCGCUGCGGAUGUUGCUGCUCCUGUAUUGGAACCAACGCUGGCGCACUAUGACGUGAAGCUCUUCAACCGCUGGAGCUUCGAUGAUGUCCAGGUCAGUGACAUUUCACUGGCGGAUUACGUUGGAGUUGCACCUUCCAAGCAUGCAACUUACGUACCACACACUGCUGGGAGAUACUCGGUCAAGCGAUUCAGGAAAGCUCAGUGCCCUAUUGUGGAGAGGCUUACAAACUCACUCAUGAUGCACGGCAGAAACAAUGGAAAGAAACUCAUGGCUGUCAGGAUUGUUAGGCACGCAAUGGAAAUUAUUCAUUUGCUAACUGAUCUGAACCCAAUCCAAGUUAUUGUUGAUGCUGUUGUUAACAGUGGUCCACGUGAAGAUGCAACUCGUAUUGGAUCUGCUGGAGUUGUUAGGCGUCAGGCUGUGGAUAUCUCGCCUUUGAGGCGUGUGAAUCAGGCUAUCUAUCUCCUCACAACCGGUGCUCGUGAGUCUGCUUUCAGGAACGUCAAAACUAUUGCCGAGUGUUUGGCCGAUGAGCUUAUUAAUGCUGCCAAAGGUUCCUCUAACAGUUAUGCAAUCAAGAAGAAGGAUGAGAUUGAAAGAGUUGCCAAGGCCAACCGUUAAGAGGCUGCAAGAAAAAUUUAUGCAGGGAGGAAAAUUUUGUAUGCGUUUUUGUUAUUUACGCAUUAUUUAGAAUUUGUCUGUCCUUUUAUGUUGCGAAAACCAGGUAUUAUAAAAGAGGAGCACUUCAAAUGUUAAUGAAGAUAGGCAUUGAGGAUAUGUUUACUUAUGGUUGAAGGUUGAUAAAAAUGAUUCAACACUUAUAUUUCAGCUUGGAUUUGGAUGUUUCACAGAACAUUUGCUUAUUAUCAACAUAUAUUUGCAUCA
Messenger RNA from Malus domestica (apple), 1007 nucleotides. Its product is annotated as small ribosomal subunit protein uS7. The record is from RefSeq and is a predicted model, not a curated record. Gene Ontology annotation, molecular function: rRNA binding; mRNA binding; structural constituent of ribosome. Gene Ontology annotation, biological process: ribosomal small subunit assembly; translation. NCBI's taxonomy places the organism in Eukaryota, Viridiplantae, Streptophyta, Magnoliopsida, Rosales, Rosaceae. Gene Ontology annotation, cellular component: ribosome; cytosolic small ribosomal subunit.